Messenger RNA from Striga hermonthica, 507 nucleotides. The record is from the annotation of a GenBank genome assembly. Lineage: Eukaryota; Viridiplantae; Streptophyta; Magnoliopsida; Lamiales; Orobanchaceae.
AUGACGACGCUACCUCAGCAGGUUCGGUACAUCCAACGGCCUAAAACCUCCGGCACGAUCAAUCAGAGCCAUUUGAUGGUGAAUGAGGAGAGAGAUGAGGAGAUGACGAGGUCAACAUUGGCUGCCUUUCGUGCCAAGGAAGAAGAAAUCGAGAGGAGGAAAAUCGAGGUCAAGGAGAAAGUAAAGGCGCAGUUGGGCCGUGUGGAGGUCGAGACUAAGCGCCUUGCAGAAAUUCGUCAAGAGCUUGAAGCUCUGCAUGAUCCAACGAGGAAAGAAAUUGUGGUUAUUCGUAAGAGGGUCGAUUCGAUUAAUCGAGACUUGAAGCCCUUGGGACUCAACUGCCAGAAGAAGGAAAAAGAAUAUCGUGAUGCAUUGGAAGCCUUCAAUGAGAAGAACAGGGAAAAGGGCCAGCUAAUUGCCAAACUAGUUGAGUUGGUAAGUGAAAGUGAGAAACUGAGACUGAAGAAACUGGAAGAGCUCAGCAAGAAUAUUGAUUCUCUGAGCUAA